Aspergillus nidulans FGSC A4 is the source of this 633-nucleotide messenger RNA. RefSeq lists its product as uncharacterized. The record is from RefSeq and is a predicted model, not a curated record. Lineage: Eukaryota; Fungi; Ascomycota; Eurotiomycetes; Eurotiales; Aspergillaceae. The transcript has a single exon. Gene Ontology annotation, molecular function: carbon-oxygen lyase activity, acting on phosphates. Bases 1 to 633 code for a protein of 210 amino acids.
AUGGACAAAAUCUCGGUUCAAGAUCUAGCCAACAUCCUGGUCGACUUUCUCAAACGGUUCAACUACAAUGAUACCGCCCGCCUCCCCUCGGAAGAGCUGAAGCCUUUGUAUGACUUCGUCCUUCCGUACAUUCCCUACAAUGAGAAAAUCGUCCGAGAGCUGGCCGAAUACGCCCACUGCACGUUCCCGUUCCUUCCGCUCGAGGUGCGCCAAGCCGUGGCCCUUUAUGACACGUUCCAGAUGUCGGUCGACGACCUGCCAGUCGAGCAAUACGACAGUCUCCAUGACCUCUGUGUCCAGCUCUCAAGCGGAGAAACAGUAAAACACCCGGUUUGGAAUGGAUUUUUCAACUCUCUUCCAAUCCUUCUCCAAUAUUACGGUCCGUACGCGCAGACGACCCUUUUUCGCGGGGCGCUGGAAUUCAUCCAGGCCACUUGUCUCGAGAGGACGCUGUUCCGCGGAUUUCCCGGGUCGUCGUACCCUAGCUAUGUCCGGCGCAUGAGCGGCCAAGGUCCCGUCCAGGCAGCCGUCUGCUUCCCCGAGGCCGAGUUCCCGCAGGAACAAUAUUUGCCAUUAAUUGCGUCGCUGGAGGCGGAGCUGGAAUACUGUCGACUAGAAAAUAUGACUGUCUAA